Molecule: messenger RNA, 1509 nt
Organism: Mauremys reevesii (Reeves's turtle)
Lineage: Eukaryota; Metazoa; Chordata; Testudines; Geoemydidae
Gene: UBE2S
Product: ubiquitin conjugating enzyme E2 S
Exons: 4
Coding region: 695-1324 (209 amino acids)
Source: RefSeq, a predicted model, not a curated record
UGCAACUUGGGGUAGGGUGCACAAGGCAUGGAAAUUGGGUGGGUCCAUUAGCCUUUUAAGGUUGAAAUAAAGGGCCUACCCUUGGGGGGCAACUGCAUUCAGGGAGUCAUUAGCCAAAAGCAAUGGCUGUGUUUAGAAAUAACGGGGGCCACAAUUCGCUUAAGAUCGAAUGGGUACAUUUGGUGUGUUAGGAUAUUUCAUGGGGUGAGAUUGGGACACCUGGUUCUUUAAAAGCUGUAGCCGGUGCUUAUUUAAAAGGAAAUACUUUAAUAGGCCGUAAACUUGGGGUGGAAGUUGAUUUUUUUUAAUGUGCCUUGUUUAUUAAACAGCUGCUUUUUAAAAAUGUAGGAGAGAAUUGGCGCCAAUAUUAGGGAGGUGAAAGGUGGCUGCAUGUUUUUAUGGGUUAUCGAUAAAGGCUGCCUUUUAAAAGAAGUAUAUAGAUUUAAUCGGGUCUGACAAUCAUCAGAAGUGGGUCCAAUUUUUGCUGCCUCCCUUAUUAUCGAUAAUACUAAAAGCGGCUCCUAAGCUCUGCAGAGUUUUUUAAAUCUCUGGGUAACCUGACAACCACGUGGCCUUUCAAAAUAUCUUCUCUGUUGGGUGCCGCUGUGGGAGCAAGGAAUGGUGUUCCAAUUUGCUUAGCUCUGUGUUGCAUGCUGUUUGUAAGGAGGAUCUGAACGCGUGGCAGAACUCGAACAUGGAAAACCUGCCUCCCCACGUCAUCCGGCUGGUCUACAAGGAGGUCUCCACCCUGACGUCGGACCCGCCGGAGGGCAUCAAGGUCUUCCCCAACGAGGAGGACAUCACGGACGUCCAGGUCACCAUCGAAGGACCUGAGGGGACGCCCUAUGCCGGGGGCGUCUUCCGCAUGAAGCUCAUCCUGGGCAAGGAUUUCCCGGCCGCGCCGCCCAAGGGCUACUUCCUCACCAAGAUCUUCCACCCCAACGUGGGCGCCAACGGCGAGAUCUGCGUCAACGUCCUCAAGAAAGACUGGAAGGCAGAGCUGGGCAUUAAGCACGUGCUGCUGACCAUCAAGUGCUUGCUGAUCCACCCCAACCCCGAGUCGGCGCUGAACGAGGAAGCGGGGCGCCUCCUGCUGGAGAACUAUGAGGAGUACGCAGCCCGGGCCCGCCUGCUGACCGAGAUCCACGCCCAGCCCUCCAGCCUGCGGGGGGCCAGCAAGGACCCCGGCGACCCCUGCUCCUCCGCCGCCGCCCUGGCCGCCGGGGGCGAGGGCCCCAUGGCCAAGAAACACGCCGGCGACAGGGACAAGAAACAGCUGGCGAAGAAGAAGACGGACAAAAAGCGGGCGCUGCGGCGGCUCUAGGGGCGCACGGGGGCCUGGCUCGAACCAUGGACUUGGGGGGGCGGGGGGGGGGGGGUCCAGGCAGGGUUCUAAUAAAACUCUCCCUUUUCCCAUCUUUUUGUUAAGGCGCUUUCGUAUUUUACCCUUUUUUCAAUCUUAAGUUAUUUAAGUUAUAAAAAAAAAAUCUAUUAAAGGACUUUUUUCUA